Dioscorea cayenensis subsp. rotundata (Guinea yam) is the source of this 2251-nucleotide messenger RNA. Its product is annotated as ABC transporter F family member 1. Gene Ontology annotation, molecular function: ATP hydrolysis activity; ATP binding. The record is from RefSeq and is a predicted model, not a curated record. Bases 179 to 1966 code for a protein of 595 amino acids. NCBI's taxonomy places the organism in Eukaryota, Viridiplantae, Streptophyta, Magnoliopsida, Dioscoreales, Dioscoreaceae. The transcript has 6 exons.
CUCGUCAUUCUUUCGAUUCAUCGAAAGAGGGAGGAAAAAAAAAAAAAAAACCUAAAUAAAUUAGUAAUAAUCUCAGGAUCAAAACCCUAGCUCCUCUCAAAACCCUCAUCCGAUCCCUAAAUCGAAGCCUGUUUUCCUGAUUUCUUGGAGUUUUUAGGGUUUUUUUUUGGCAAGAAAGAUGGUGUCGGACGCGAGCAAGAAGAAGACGGCGGCGAAGAAGGCUGCUGCUGCGGCGAAGAGAGGUGGGAAGGCGGCAGCGGUGGCUUCGUCGUCGAAAACAGCUGGUGAUGCGCAGAACGGAGUUACGAAUGGGAUGGGAGCGCUGAGGAUAUCGGAUCGGACUUGCACUGGUGUUCUUGCUUCCCAUCCUCUUUCUAGAGAUAUUCAUAUAGAGUCUUUGUCAUUGACGUUUCACGGUCAUGAUUUAAUAGUUGAUUCUGAACUGGAGCUCAAUUAUGGGAGACGUUAUGGCCUUCUUGGAUUGAAUGGAUGUGGGAAGUCUACACUCCUUUCAUCCAUAGGCUGUCGAGAGCUCCCAAUUCCUGAUCACAUGGACAUCUAUCACCUCACACGGGAGAUUGAAGCUUCAGACAUGUCUUCACUCGAAGCUGUUAUUAACUGUGAUGAAGAGAGGCUGAAAUUGGAAAAAGAAGCUGAGGCUUUGGCAGCCCAAGAUGAUGGUGGCGGAGAGCAAUUGGAUCGAAUUUAUGAGCGUUUGGAAGCAAUGGAUGCAGCAACUGCUGAGAAGCGUGCUGCUGAAAUUUUGUAUGGACUUGGCUUUACCAAGCAAAUGCAGGUGAAGAAAACUCGAGAUUUCUCUGGUGGAUGGCGUAUGAGGAUUGCAUUAGCAAGGGCUCUAUUCAUGAACCCUACUAUUCUUCUACUCGAUGAACCCACAAAUCAUCUUGAUCUGGAAGCUUGCGUCUGGUUGGAAGAGACGCUGAAAAAUUUUGAUCGUAUAUUGGUUGUGGUGUCACACUCUCAAGAUUUCCUUAAUGGAGUUUGUACCAAUAUCAUCCACAUGCAGAACAAGAAGCUGAAGUUUUACACUGGCAACUAUGACCAGUAUGUGCAAACUCGUUCAGAGCUUGAAGAAAACCAGAUGAAGCAGUACAAGUGGGAGCAGGAGCAAAUAGCCUCCAUGAAGGAGUAUAUUGCCCGUUUUGGCCAUGGUUCUGCGAAGCUGGCUCGCCAGGCACAGAGCAAGGAGAAAACUUUGGCAAAGAUGGAACGAGGAGGUCUUACAGAGAAGGUUGUCAAAGACAAGGUCUUGGUAUUCCGUUUCACAGAUGUUGGCAAACUUCCCCCACCGGUAUUGCAGUUUGUUGAGGUCACCUUUGGCUAUACUCCUGACAACCUCAUUUACAAGAGUCUUGAUUUCGGAGUCGACCUGGAUUCCAGGAUUGCACUGGUGGGGCCUAAUGGUGCUGGGAAGAGCACCCUACUGAAGCUAAUGACUGGUGAUCUUGUUCCUCUUGAUGGUAUGGUCAGGCGCCACAAUCAUCUCAGGAUAGCUCAGUUUCAUCAGCAUUUGGCAGAGAAGCUUGAUUUAGAGAUGCCAGCACUGCAGUACAUGAUGAAGGAAUACCCAGGUAACGAGGAGGAGAAGAUGAGAGCAGCAAUAGGGCGUUUCGGGUUGUCUGGCAAAGCCCAGGUGAUGCCUAUGAAGAACCUUUCUGAUGGCCAGCGUAGCCGGGUGAUCUUUUCUUGGUUGGCAUGGAGGCAACCACACCUACUGUUGCUCGAUGAGCCCACUAAUCAUCUGGACAUCGAGACCAUCGAUUCGCUUGCUGAAGCAUUGAACGAGUGGGAUGGCGGAAUGGUCUUGGUAAGCCAUGACUUUAGGCUCAUUAACCAGGUUGCCCAAGAGAUCUGGGUAUGCGAGAAUCAAGCAGUGACUCGGUGGGAGGGUGAUAUCAUGGACUUCAAGGAACAUCUGAGGAGCAAGGCUGGGUUACCCAAUUAAAAUCCUGGGAAGAACGACUUAAUUUUACUUAAUACUCAUCAUCGACUAGGUUUUAUCAUUGUUAUUAUUAUGAAACAGUCAAUAUGUUGAAGUCUAUUGCUUCUAUACUGUAUUGUUAUUCUAUGGCUUGCUGCGGCAUUCGUAUAGGCUAUUUGUAUUGCUUGCCUGAUCUUAUUGCAUAAUGAUCAGGGUAGCAUAUGAGCUCUAGUAUAACUCUAGAAAACUUAAAAUUUCUACUUGUUUUGCUUUUGUGCUUUGAUGACCUUGUAGUGUAGAGUUCUAUCA